Messenger RNA from Spirodela intermedia, 783 nucleotides. NCBI's taxonomy places the organism in Eukaryota, Viridiplantae, Streptophyta, Magnoliopsida, Alismatales, Araceae. The record is from the annotation of a GenBank genome assembly.
AUGGCGACCGCCAGAGGGACCGGCUGUCCCUGGUGUGAUGCUGACGUCGAUUACUACGUUUCCCAGCAGUACUACUGCCACCAGUGCGAGCGGCCGGUGCUCCAGACGCCGCCGCCGCCGUCGUACGACGUCGUCUGCCCUCUCUGCUUCGGCGGAUUCUUGGAGGAGGAACAGCCAGGUAAUCCCGAGUUCGAGGCCGAACCCCAACCUCAUCCCGAGCCUGAACCUGACUCUGAGCCCGAAGCUGAUUCCAGCCUGCCACCGCGUGACGGAGAAAUCCGCAUCUGGCUCCGGAUCGUCGUGAUCCCCCCCCGGCCGGCCCGCCCCGCCGGCCCCCCCGUCCCAGCCCCCCCCCCCGCCCCCGACUUCCCCACCACGGUCUUGGAUCUGUUUCGCCGGCCACAUACUGAUGAUUUGACGGCGCCACCGGCGGCGAGAUCGGCCGUGGAGGCGCUGCCGGACGUGGAGGUCGCGGCGGAGGCGCCGUGCGCUGUCUGCAAGGAGACGCUCGAGGCCGGGGAGACCGCGAAGGAGAUGCCGUGCGGGCACGCGUACCACGCCGGCUGCCUCCUCCCCUGGCUCGACCUCCACAACUCUUGCCCCGUGUGCCGGUACGAGCUCCCCACCGACAAUCCGGACCAAGACCUCUGGAGGUUGGCGCUUCGCGUCACCGGCGGUCGCGCCAUCGCCAUUCUCGAGGAGGACCCGGAUUUCGAUUUCGAGGGGUUUGAAGAGGCAGCAGAGCAGGAGAUCCGGCUGGCGGAGGAGGAGGCACCACAGUGA